This is a messenger RNA of Loa loa (African eye worm), 264 nucleotides long. RefSeq lists its product as hypothetical. The transcript has 4 exons. Lineage: Eukaryota; Metazoa; Nematoda; Chromadorea; Rhabditida; Onchocercidae. Bases 1 to 264 code for a protein of 87 amino acids. The record is from RefSeq and is a predicted model, not a curated record.
AUGUCGUCUACUGUUGUCGAAGGCCCGACAUUGCCAACUUUGGCAGUCUUGAAGGAUUAUCUACAAAAUGCAGCGCGUCUGAUUAAUGAGUUGAGAGCGAGAUUGGAGAUGCAUGAAAUUGAAGGACGUGAUGAUAGCGGCAAUAUGAUCGAGGAAGAUGAACCAGUACCGGUACUGGUUCACGAACAAGGCAGCUUGGAUAAGGAGGAUGACAGGGACAAGUGUCACAAGAACUGUUCCUCAAUGAGGACAGUCUUGGUGUAA